This is a messenger RNA of Chelonus insularis, 2949 nucleotides long. It is a transcript of the gene Brd7-9, whose product is annotated as Bromodomain containing 7/9. Gene Ontology annotation, cellular component: nucleus. Lineage: Eukaryota; Metazoa; Arthropoda; Insecta; Hymenoptera; Braconidae. The transcript has 4 exons. Bases 488 to 2785 code for a protein of 765 amino acids. Gene Ontology annotation, biological process: regulation of transcription by RNA polymerase II. The record is from RefSeq and is a predicted model, not a curated record.
AGUUUAUGUAACGAUAUCUAAGUACACAAAAUAUAGAGAUGUAUAUAGCAUCAACACAAUACAGUCGACUGUCAUUUAAUGGCGUCCAAACGUGUACUCCUAAUAAUUAAUAAAAUACAAUACAGUGUAUUAUAAAACAUAUUAUAGGAGAAAAUAAGGACCUUUCAAUUUCAUUUUUAACGAAUUUUUUUUUAAAAUUGUUGCACGAAUGCAUACCAUGGGUCCUAAGAAACAUAAAAAGCACAAACGUGAACGUCAUGAAGGAAUAUUGACUGCGUUUUCACCAUGGGCUAACUGAACUAAGUGAGAUUGGAGUAGAAGUAAGGUGAAUUGGAAAAUAUUGAGAAGGUUCCCAUAGCAAGAGGUACAACGUGAAAAAAGCAAUUACUUGAAUGCCGAAAAACCGCCAGCAUUAAAACUAAUCCUUAAAGUUGGUGGAAAUAGUACAGUAGACUACGCAAACGAUUCGUUUAAUCAACAAUCAACAAUGUUAUCACAUCAGCAGUAUCAACAACAAUUGGGUCACAAUUAUUUAGUAACUCAAGAGUCGGAAUAUGAAAAAUAUGUCAGUGGACAUAAAAAGUUGAAGAAAAAAAAGAAGAAAAAAGACAAACGUCAUAAACAUCAUCAUAAAGAAAAGAAACGACGUAGAGAAGAAUCAAGCCAGGAAUCUAUUGGUGAUGCAGAUGAAAGUUUAUUAGAGGGACAUAAAAAAGUGCUAAAUCAUCACAGUAAUCUUCAUCAUAAUCAUCUUCAUUCAGUAUCAGUGAAACUUUCAAGUACAGAAAAUAAAAGUAGCAACAACUCUGUUAGUAAUAAUGGAAGUUCCUUGUCGCCACAUCGAGAACCAAGAAGUUGUGUUUUGAAAAAGAUUGCAGAAAAAAGUCCUCUACAAAGGCUUCUAGAACAUUUACUUAGAUCAAUGGAGAAACGAGAUCCACAACAAUUUUUUGCAUGGCCAGUGACGGAUAAUAUUGCUCCUGGUUACUCUCAAAUUAUCACAAAUCCUAUGGACUUUAGUACAAUAAAGCAGAAAAUAGAUGAAAAUACCUAUCAAAGUUUGAAUGAUUUUAUUGGUGAUUUUAAACUAAUGUGUGAUAAUGCAAUGAUUUAUAAUCAUUCAGAUACUAUUUAUUAUAAAGCAGCUAAAAAGCUUCUGCAUGUUGGCUUGAAGAUGGUUACACCAGAAAAAAUACGACAACUUCGGUCUGUCUUAACCUACAUUCAUGAUAUUACAAAAGACGAAUUAGGCUUUGAGUUAGGAUUUGAAGAUCCAAAUAAUCCCGACGUACUUAUGUCUGAAGAACAAUUUGAAAAAGAACGAGAACAAGAAGAUCAAAAUGAAGAAGCUGAAGAAAUAAAGAAGGAGAAUGAACGUAAAUUACAACUAGCUAAUCUAGGUAAAUUUGAAGCAAUACCAGAUGAUCUUACACCUGAAGAAAUACUUAAACAAGCACGUGGUGCUGCUAAAUCGGCGUCCGAUAAAUUGUCAAUGAAACGGUUAAAUUCCAAAAUGGGUUUCCUUCGGCAGAAAAAAGACGGCACUACAAGUUUACAAAUAAUCGUACAUGGCGAUGGUGUAAUACCUGGAACCAACCAAAGACCAGUCUCUCUUGGUCAGUUAAUUGGUAAACUGAGUCAUGGUACUGGAAAUCUUGCAGGUUUUCGUGAAGAUCGUAGGAAUAUGUCAAAACCAGUAAAAUCUUUGUAUUAUGGUGCAUUUGGCUCAUACGCACCCAGUUAUGAUUCUACUUUUUCAAAUCUUACUAAAGAAGAAACAGAACUUGUUUAUCAAACGUACGGCGAUGAAACAGCUGUGCAGUAUGCUGAAUCUAUUUUAGAUUUUGCGAAAGACUGUGAUUAUACUCUUACUUUAGUCGAUGAUUUAUUGGACAUUCUCACUAAUGGUGAUCAUAAAAAAACUAAAAAGAUUUUGGAGGAAAAAAAGAAACUUAGAGAGGAAGAAGAGAGUAUUAAAAAUUUACUGGAAAAGCCAACACAACAAUUUUGUAAUAAUAAUAAAAGUAUUCAACUUGAUCGGAUCAAAGUCGAUGUGGAUCAACUGAAAACUUUGACUGAACUAGGCAUUAAUACUAACUUUUUAGAUGACUUGGAAAAAGAAAUAAUACUCAAUGAAGAGCGUGGUUUAAUACAAAACCGUCUCGAUGAUACAUCGCAGAUGUUGGAAAGACUCCGUCAAGUGCAGCAUGAACGACUGUCAGUUCCACCACCUGCACACUUGUCUGCUGUUCUUAAAGCAUCGGACAAUGAAGCCAAUCUUGCCGGAAAAAUAACUGAAAAUAUAACAGAGAUAGCUAAGAAAUUGCCACCGUCAGCUAUAGCACCAAUCGAUGGAUUAAGGAGAGCUAUGGGUAUAGCGCCAGUUGGUGGACCUGAACCAAUGGAAGUUGAUCCCAUAACACACAACCCAACCAUUGUCACGGAUAACAAUUUUAUCAACCAAUCUAAUCUUAACCAAUCAUUACCUGCAUCAAAUUUAAUACUCAACAUGUCAGCUAUACAAACAAAUAUUAUUAAUAAUCAAUCUAGUGAUCAGUUAAAUCAACCAACAAUAUGUCUUGUAAACUCAGUGCAACCUCCAAUGCAAAUCCAAAUUGGAUUGCCACAUAAUCAAACAACAACUGCGCUUUUAAGUGCUCCUGAAACUUCUGGUGUUAAUGAUCUUGAAUCUGAACUACGAGAAUUUUUAGAAAGUGAUCCUACUUUAGGUCAUUCACCACUUCAUGAUGAUAAAACUUUAGAAGACAUACUGUCAGAGUCUUAACAUUCUUUACAACAAUUAACAUAUUAACAUUAAUAUUAAUGAUAAUUAUACAGAUAAUGUAAAUUCGUCAUAUUUAUAACUACUUGCGGUAUAUUCAUCAAGUUGAACAUAAAUUAAAAUAAGUUGUACUAAUUGUAACUUUUAAACAAGCCUAAAUUAAUUAA